GAUAGGAGGGGGCGGGUAGGGGGUGUUCAGUCUGGGCAGGGUGUUUUCGCAGUGUUGACCAAUCAGGUCCAGGUUUUUUUCCUAAGCAAUGACCAGAGAAGUUGAGUGUGAAACGGCGUUCUGGCCAGUUAGUUGAGUGUUAUUACGAGUCACAAUGGAUGCCAUACCUUGUUGUUUAGUGUUAUUUGCGCUACUUUUUGUCACGGGAAUGCAAGAAGCUCAUGGCUUGCAGUGUUAUUGCCAGCGAUGUGUGAACAGCACAUGCCACACCGACGGUAUGUGCUUCGCCUCCCUCAUCAGGCACAGCAGCGGGCGCAUUGUGGCCAGCGGCGCCAUGUGUCUGCAGGAGGCGGAGCUUAUCCCAAGGGACCGCCCCUUCCUGUGUGCCCCAUCCACCAAGGAGGGCAACAGUGUGCACCCUUUCUGCUGCAGCAGCGACAUGUGCAAUAAAGACCCCGAGGGCUAUAUAGCCUUUCCAGACCCCACUCCCAGGAGUCCGGUCCUGGGCCCCGUGGCCCUGGCGGCGGUGAUCGCGGGGCCCGUCUGUGUGCUGUGCUUCGUGCUGGUGCUGGUGUUCUACGUGUGCCACACCCGCUCGGUCCUCCACCACCGGGUGCCCAGCGAGGAGGACCCCUCCAUGGACCACCCGUUCCUGGCCGACGGCACCACCCUCAGGGACCUCAUCUACGACAUGACCACUUCAGGCUCUGGCUCGGGCUUGCCGCUGUUGGUGCAGAGGACCAUCGCCAGGACCAUCAUCCUUCAGGAGAGCAUCGGGAAGGGCCGCUUCGGGGAGGUGUGGCGCGGUCGGUGGCGGGGGGAGGAGGUGGCUGUCAAGAUCUUUUCAUCGCGCGAGGAGCGCUCCUGGUUCCGUGAGGCUGAGAUCUACCAGACCGUCAUGCUUCGCCACGAGAACAUUCUAGGAUUCAUCGCCGCUGACAACAAAGAUAAUGGCACUUGGACUCAGCUGUGGCUAGUAUCAGAUUACCAUGAGCACGGUUCACUUUUCGACUACCUGAACAGAUACACAGUCACAGUGGAAGGCAUGAUCAAGCUCUGUCUGUCCACAGCCAGCGGCCUGGCUCAUCUCCACAUGGAAAUAGUGGGCACUCAGGGUAAGCCUGCCAUUGCCCACCGUGACCUGAAGUCCAAGAAUAUCCUGGUGAAGAAGAAUGGCACAAGCUGUAUCGCCGACCUUGGGCUGGCGGUGCGCCAUGACUCUGCCACAGACACCAUUGACAUCGCGCCCAACCACAGAGUGGGCACCAAAAGGUACAUGGCUCCAGAGGUCCUGGACGACUCCAUAAACAUGAAACACUUUGAAUCCUUCAAGCGGGCUGAUAUCUAUGCCAUUGGGCUGGUGUUUUGGGAGAUCGCGCGGAGAUGCUCCAUAGGAGGUAUCCAUGAGGACUACCAGCUGCCCUACUACGACCUGGUGCAGUCCGACCCCUCAGUGGAGGAGAUGAAGAGGGUGGUGUGUGACCAGAAACUACGGCCCAACACUCCCAACAGGUGGCAGAGCUGUGAGGUCUUGCGGGUGAUGGCUAAGAUCAUGAGAGAGUGCUGGUAUGCCAAUGCGGCCGCACGCCUCACCGCCCUGCGCAUCAAGAAGUCCCUCUCCCAGCUCAGCCAGCAGGAGGGAAUCAAGAUGUAGAGACUUCAUAUCCAGCACAUGCACCCAUCCUCUCUCUCUCUCUCUCUCUCUCUCUCUCUCUUUCCAUCUCUGUCUCCCAGCAAUAUCUCAGCCGUUUUUGCAUCAGAGAGGAUGAGGCUCUGUCCCAAGUAUGUAUUAUCCAUCAGGGUCCAGAGCCCGGUGCACCUGGGCUUAGCUUUGAUGCGGCUGCAGGGGCGAGCGAGCGAGGGAGGAGGCGCACCCUGUAGGGGGUGUGGACCCGGCUCUUUGGAGCCAAGGCAAGGGGACAGAGUGUCUCCUCUACCCCCUCGUCACCUCCAACCAGGCCCACAUGGCCUUUCCUCAAACCCCAUAGUGCAGCAACCCAGGAGGACAAAGAGAAGCCUGGCAGGCCUAUAUGCUGAAUGGAAAUGCCCAUCACCUCCUUCACCAUGCUUCUUUUUUUUUUAUAACCUUGGGUUAAAACACAGCAAUGUACAAAGAGAGACCCGCGCCUCAGUGAAGUGUGGACUGAAGGAGCAGGAUGAAUGGAAGUAUGGCGGCUUUCCUCGGUCACUGUGUCGGGUACCUGCAGCCCCUGCACCCGCUACCCCCCC
This is a messenger RNA of Clupea harengus (Atlantic herring), 2229 nucleotides long. It is a transcript of the gene tgfbr1a, whose product is annotated as transforming growth factor, beta receptor 1 a. The record is from RefSeq and is a predicted model, not a curated record. Gene Ontology annotation, biological process: transforming growth factor beta receptor signaling pathway; heart development; cellular response to growth factor stimulus. Gene Ontology annotation, cellular component: signaling receptor complex; plasma membrane. Gene Ontology annotation, molecular function: transforming growth factor beta receptor activity, type I; SMAD binding; ATP binding. Lineage: Eukaryota; Metazoa; Chordata; Actinopteri; Clupeiformes; Clupeidae.